GUUAGCACGGAGAAGCGAAUGGAUAUGGCUAACAAGUGGCCGGUAUGGCUGAGCCUAUUGGCCAUCGUAGCUGCUUGGCACAGUGAGGCAACGUCUGCUGUGAAUCCAAUUCCUAAAAAAAUAACAGAUGUGAGUCCCAUCCAUAAUGACCAGGUUUGCAGUACGUGGGGGAACUUCCACUUCAAGACCUAUGAUGGGAGUAUUUUCCAAUUGCACUCCACCUGCAACUACAUCCUCACUUCCUCCUGUAAGAACACCUACGAGGACUUCAAUGUCCAACUGAGAAGAGAGGAGGUUGAUGGCCAUCCUACCAUCAAAAACAUCGUUCUGAAGCUGGAGGGCACAGUUGUGCAACUCUCCAAGGGCUCAGUGAUCGUGGAUGGGAAAAUAGUUGUCCUACCACAUAGUCAAGCAGGAGUACAAAUUGAGAAAACUCCCACUUACAUCACAAUCAAAGCAAAACUUGGACUUUUUGCUAUCUGGAAUGAGGAGGACUCUUUUCUGGUGGAGCUAGACACUAAGUACAAGAACCAAACCUGUGGUCUUUGUGGAGACUUUAAUGGGCUCCAGCUUCGGAAUGAGUUCUACAGUCAUGGUGUGAAAAUGUCCCCCGAGGACUUUGCUAACUUCUGGAAAAUGGAUGGUCCAACUGAAAGCUGUUCUGACUAUGACGUGAAAACAAAACCAACAGAAAGCUGCGACAAUUUGAAACCUCUGUGUCAGCAGAUCCUCACAGGUCCAGCCUUCAAUAGCUGUCACAGUCUGCUGGACAUCGACUCCUUCACUUCAGCCUGUAUGUCAGACCUCUGCCAUUGUGGCAAUAGUGAAAGCAAAACGGUAGAUCCCUCCUGCCUGUGCAACACCAUGUCUGAAUUCUCCAGGCAGUGUGUCCAUGCUGGUGGCAAGCCCAAGAACUGGAGAACCAAAGAGUUCUGCUGGAAAUCUUGUCCCUACCAAAUGGAGUACAAAGAGUGUGGGAGUCCCUGUGCUGAUACCUGCUCCAACCCGGAGGCCAGCCACACCUGUAACAACCACUGUAACGAUGGAUGCUUCUGCCCUGCAGGCAUGGUACUUGAUGAUUUAAAUGGAAAGGGCUGUGUUCCACUGAGUGAGUGCUCCUGCAGCUACAACAGCAAGACCUAUAGUCCUGGAGAGUCCUACUCAACCAACUGCAAAAAAUGCGUGUGUGAGGGUGGCCACUGGAGGUGUACAGAAAAGAACUGUCCAGGAACCUGUGCUGUGGAGGGAGGAGCUCACGUCAGCACCUUCGAUGAAAAAGCCUACACCUUUCAUGGGGACUGCACCUAUAUUCUGGCUAAGGACUGCAGUGGAAACAAGUUUGUGGUACAGGGAGAACUUUUACAGUGUGGAGUGUCGGAAAGUGAAACCUGCCUCAAGUCUGUUACCCUGGGUUUGUCUGGAGGGGCUAAUGUUAUCACGAUCCAGCCCAGUGGUAUGGUUUACGUGAAUGGCAUUUAUGCUCAGUUACCCUUCUCUGCUGUUGGGAUCACUGCCAUCAGAGGAUCCUCAUUCUAUCUGCUGGUAGAGACGUCUGUUGGCCUUCUGUUGGAGGUGCAACUAAAGCCUGUCAUGCAGGUCUAUAUCACAGUGACCAGCGAUUACCAGUCUGAGACCUGCGGUCUGUGUGGGAACUUCAACAAUAACCAAGCUGAUGACUUCCUUAAGCUCAGUGGUGUUACUGAUGCCACAGCAGCUGGUUUUGUCAACAGCUGGAAGACACGUGCUGGUUGCCCUGAUGUUAAGACCAACUUUGAGAAUCCCUGCAGUGUCAGUCUAGAAAAUGAGAAAUAUGCCCAGCACUGGUGUUCCAUGCUGACUGACCCUCAGGGAGUGUUUGCCUCCUGUCACUCAGAGAUCAGCCCUGACACUUAUAAAGAGAACUGCAUGUAUGACAGCUGUAAUUGUGAAAAGAGUGAAGAUUGCAUGUGUGCAGCAGUCUCCUCCUACGUCCAUGCCUGUGCAGUUGCAGGAAUCCAGAUCAGUGGAUGGAGGAACAGCAUCUGUGGGAAAUAUGCUAGCUGUCCCAGCAGCAUGGUCUACUCCUACAACAUCACAACCAGCAGUCGCACCUGCCGCUGCAUCGACUCCGCAGACCUUAACUGUCACAUCUCCUUCCCGCCCAUUGAUGGCUGUAUCUGUGCGGAGGGAACCUACCUGGACGACUCUGGGAAGUGUGUCCCAUCCAAGUCUUGUCCCUGUUAUGACAAAGGCACAGUUGUUCCUCCUGGACAGGUCAUCAACAAGGAUGGGGUGAUGUGCACCUGCAAGGAGGGCAAAUUCCACUGCAUUGGAGAGUUAGUUGAACAGCCAUCCUGCGCUUCUCCCAUGGUGUUUUUCAACUGCUCUGCUAAUGGUCCAGAUGCAAAGGGUACUGAGUGUGAGAAGAGUUGCAACACGUUGGACAUGGCUUGCAUGUCUACAGGGUGCGUCUCCGGCUGUAUGUGCCCAUCUGGAAUGGUAUCUGAUGGUAAAGGGGGCUGCAUCAAGCCAGAGGACUGUCCCUGUUUACAGAAUGGUGUCUCCUAUAAGCCUGGAGAGACCAUCAAAGUUGACUGUAAUACCUGUACAUGUAAAGACAGGAAGUGGCAGUGCACCACCGACCAGUGUGAUGGAACCUGCUCUGUCUAUGGUGCUGGACACUACAUGACUUUUGACCAGAAGCGCUUCACUUUUGAUGGCAGCUGUGAAUACGUUCUUACUCAGGAUUACUGUGACACUACUCAGAAUAGUGGAACAUUCAGAGUGAUCACUGAGAAUGUUCCUUGUGGAACCACGGGAACCGCCUGCUCCAAGACCAUCAAGAUCUUCUUGGGGACUGCAGAACUGGUUCUAACAGAGGGAAGUUACCAGCUGCUUUCAAGUGGAAGUGAAGAAACUGUUCCAUUCAGUUACAGCACUAUGGGCAUCUAUUUAGUUGUUGAAGCCAACAAUGGACUCAUUCUCAUAUGGGACAGGAAGACCAGCCUGUUCAUUAGACUCAGUCCAAAAUAUAAGGGUCGCGUGUGUGGGUUGUGUGGCAACUAUGACAGCAGCGCAAACAAUGACUUCACUACGAGAUCUCAUGCUGUGGUGGUAAACUCCCUGGUAUUUGGUAACAGCUGGAAGGAUUUACCAAGCUGUCCUGAUGCUCACAACAUAACUAACCCUUGCACCGCCAACCCAUACAGACAGUCAUGGUCUCAGAAACAGUGCAGCAUCAUACAAAGUGACGUCUUCUCCGUCUGCCAUUCCACUGUGGAUCCCACUCCAUACUAUGAAUCAUGUGUAUUUGACUCCUGUGCUUGUGACACUGGUGGAGAUUGUGAGUGUUUCUGCACUGCUGUGGCCGCUUAUGCUGAAUCCUGUAAUCAAGCUGGCAUCUGCAUACGUUGGAGAUCCCCUAAAAUCUGCCCUCUUUUCUGUGAUUACUACAAUCCACCUGGUGAAUGUGAGUGGCACUACAUGCCAUGUGGUUCUCCUUGCAUGAAAACCUGCAAGAACCCAUCAGGCAGCUGUUCAACACAAAUACCACCCUUGGAAGGAUGCUAUCCAAAGUGCCCCUCAGCUCAGCCAUACUUUAAUGAGGAUACAAUGACCUGUGUCUCAAAUGAACAGUGUGGCUGCUACAGUGAAGAAGGAAGACACUAUAAUAAUGGGGACAAAGUACCAACAACUGAAAACUGUCGCACAUGUACAUGCAGUUCACUGACCAUCCAGUGCCAUUACGAUGCCCAAGCUUGCACUUGCACAUAUCAAGGAAACAAAUAUCCCACCGGCAGUACCAUUUAUAACACCACAGAUGGACAUGGUAACUGCAUCACAGCAGUGUGUGGGAAAAAUGGUACCAUUGACAGAAGUGUAUACUCAUGUCCGGAAACCACAAUGACAACCACUGCAACCACUACAACCAGCCAAUCUACAACCAUCUUGGUUUUUACUACAUCAGAAACUACACCAUGUAAACCAUGUGAAUGGUCGCCAUGGUAUGACACUAGUUUCCCACUAAUGGGAACUCCUGGAGGAGACGAUGAAACCUACAAAAAGAUUAAAGAGGCAGGGCACCAGAUAUGUGACAAACCCAGUGAGAUUGAAUGCAGAGCUGUGAAAUUCCCAAACGUCUCCAUUGAUAAAGUGGGACAGGUGGUGCAAUGUGAUCUGGCAAAGGGGCUGACAUGCCGAAAUGAAGACCAGUCAGGCCCACUACCCUUGUGCUUUAACUAUCAAAUCAGAGUUCUGUGUUGUGACUAUAAUGCAUGCCCGACAACACUUGCGCCAUCAACAAAACCUACAACCCCAAUUACAAGUGACCACACUGCUGAAACACCAUGUCAAGAAAAAGUAUGUGACUGGUCGCAGUGGAUAAAUAUAGACUAUCCUGAAGUUGGACCUCUUGGUGGAGACAGUGAAACUUUGAAGGAGAUUAUCCAGAAAGGAUAUAAUAUCUGUGAGAAUCCAGUAGAGGUAGAGUGUCAGGCUGAGCACUAUCCAGGGGUACCCCUAGAUCAAUUGGGACAGACAGUAACAUGUAAUACUCAAGUGGGAUUCAUAUGUAAAAACAAUCAACAAUAUCCACCCAUUUGUUUAAAUUAUGAAAUAAAGGUGAAGUGUUGCAGGACUGUGCAAUGCAGCACAACAACAAAGCCUGUUCCAAUGACAACAACACCAGGACCACACAGUACAACUCAGUCACAUACAACCUCAUUGGUUACCAGGCCAGUUACAACUACCACAACUGAAACAACAACACCUACACCUACAACUACUACAGGCAGAGCACCUACUACCACAACCGAACACAUUACUGGAACACCAUGUCAAGAAGAAGUAUGUGACUGGUCCCAGUGGAUAAAUAUAGACUAUCCUGAAGUUGGACCUCUUGGUGGAGACAGUGAAACUUUGAAGGAAAUUAUCCAGAAAGGAUAUAAUAUCUGUGAGAAUCCAGUAGAGGUAGAGUGUCAGGCUGAGCACUAUCCAGGGGUACCUUUAGAUCAAUUGGGACAGACAGUAACAUGUAAUACUCAAGUGGGAUUCAUCUGUAAAAACAACCAACAAUAUCCACCCAUUUGUUUAAAUUAUGAAAUAAAGGUGAAGUGUUGCAGGACUGUGCAAUGCAGCACAACAACAAAGCCUGUUCCAAUGACAACAACACCAGGACCACACAGGACAACUCAGUCACAUACAACCACAUCUACAACUGGGACAGUUAUAACUACCACAACUGAAACAACAACUACACCUCCUUCUACCACAACCCAGCCUAGAACUACUAAAACCACAGCACCUACUACCACAACUGGAACAACAACUACACCUCUGCUACCUACAAGUAAAAGCACAACAUCUGCUACCACAACUGAAUUAACAACUACAGUUCCGUCAACUACACCUGUCACUUGUCCUGAGGGACAUGAAAUGAUAUGUAGUUGGUCACAAUGGCUCAGUAUGGGAGCGCCUACACCCGGCCCUAAUGGUGGAGAGGAGGCAUCCAUUCAGCAAAUAAUCUCUGCUAGUCGUCGUAAGUGCUCAGCUGUAGAAGAAAUUAACUGCAGAGCUGUCCUUUACCCAACUCUUAGCAUGUCACAGCUAGGGCAAGAUGUGAUUUGCAACAAAGAUGUGGGUCUCUUAUGUAAAAACAAUCAACAAGGACCUCAGCAGGAGUGUUUUGACUAUGAGAUGCAAAUCAAAUGCUGUGAGUGUCAAGGACCUACAUCACCUUCUACCACAACUACAACAACGUCAACCCAGACACCUACAGCUACUACAACCACAGCACCUACUACCACAACUGGAACAACAACUACACCUCUGCUACCUACAGGUAAAACCACAACAUCUGCUACCACAACUGAAUCAACAACUACAGUUCCGUCAACUACACCUGUCACUUGUCCUGAGGGACAUGAAAUGAUAUGUAGUUGGUCACAAUGGCUCAGUAUGGGAACGCCUACACCCGGCCCUAAUGGUGGAGAGGAGGCAUCCAUUCAGCAAAUAAUCUCUGCUAGUCGUCGUAAGUGCUCAGCUGUAGAAGAAAUUAACUGCAGAGCUGUCCUUUACCCAACUCUUAGCAUGUCACAGCUAGGGCAAGAUGUGAUUUGCAACAAAGAUGUGGGUCUCUUAUGUAAAAACAAUCAACAAGGACUUCAGCAGGAAUGUUUUGAUUAUGAGAUGCAAAUCAAAUGCUGUGAGUGUCAAGGACCUACAUCUCCUUCUACCACAACUACAACAACCUCAACCCAGACACCUACAGCUACUACAACCACAGCACCUACUACCACAACUGGAACAACAACUACACCUCUGCUACCUACAAGUAAAACCACAACAUCUGUCACCACAACUGAAAUAACAGCUACAACUCCGUCAACUUCACCCGUCACUUGUCCUGAGGGACAUGAAAUGAUAUGUAGUUGGUCACAAUGGCUCAGUGUGGGAGCGCCUACACCCGGCCCUAAUGGUGGAGAGGAGGCAUCCAUUCAGCAAAUAAUCUCUGCUAGUCGUCGUAAGUGCUCAGCUGUAGAAGAAAUUAACUGCAGAGCUGUCCUUUACCCAACUCUUAGCAUGUCACAGCUAGGGCAAGAUGUGAUUUGCAACAAAGAUGUGGGUCUCUUAUGUAAAAACAAUCAACAAGGACUUCAGCAGGAAUGUUUUGAUUAUGAGAUGCAAAUCAAAUGCUGUGAGUGUCAAGGACCUACAUCUCCUUCUACCACAACUACAACAACCUCAACCCAGACACCUACAGCUACUACAACCACAGCACCUACUACCACAACUGGAACAACAACUACACCUCUGCUACCUACAAGUAAAACCACAACAUCUGUCACCACAACUGAAAUAACAGCUACAACUCCGUCAACUUCACCCGUCACUUGUCCUGAGGGACAUGAAAUGAUAUGUAGUUGGUCACAAUGGCUCAGUGUGGGAGCGCCUACACCCGGCCCUAAUGGUGGAGAGGAGGCAUCCAUUCAGCAAAUAAUCUCUGCUAGUCGUCGUAAGUGCUCAGCUGUAGAAGAAAUUAACUGCAGAGCUGUCCUUUACCCAACUCUUAGCAUGUCACAGCUAGGACAAGAUGUGAUUUGCAACAAAGAUGUGGGUCUCUUAUGUAAAAACAAUCAGCAAGGACCUCAGCAGGAGUGUUUUGAUUAUGAGAUUCAAAUCAAAUGCUGUGAGUGUCAAGGACCUACAUCUCCUUCUACCACAACUACAACAAGGUCAACCCAGACACCUACAGCUACUACAACCACAGCACCUACUACCACAACUGGAACAACAACUACAUCUCAGCCACCUACAAGUAAAACAACUGAAUUUACAACUACAGUUCCAUCAACUACACCUGUCACUUGUCCUGAGGGACAUGAAAUGAUAUGUAGUUGGUCACAAUGGCUCAGUGUGGGAGCGCCUACACCCGGCCCUAAUGGUGGAGAGGAGGCAUCCAUUCAGCAAAUAAUCUCUGCUAGUCGUCGUAAGUGCUCAGCUGUAGAAGAAAUUAACUGCAGAGCUGUCCUUUAUCCAACUCUUAGCAUGUCACAGCUAGGACAAGAUGUGAUUUGCAACAAAGAUGUGGGUCUCUUAUGUAAAAACAAUCAACAAGGACCUCAGCAGGAGUGUUUUGAUUAUGAGAUGCAAAUCAAAUGCUGUGAGUGUCAAGGACCUACAUCACCUUCUACCACAACUACAACAACGUCAACCCAGACACCUACAGCUACUACAACCACAGCACCUACUACCACAACUGGAACAACAACUACACCUCUGCCACCUACAAGUAAAAGCACAACAUCUGCUCCCACAACUGAAUCAACAACUACAGUUCCAUCAACUACACCUGUCACUUGUCCUGAGGGACAUGAAAUGAUAUGUAGUUGGUCACAAUGGCUCAGUGUGGGAGCACCUACACCCGGCCCUAAUGGUGGAGAGGAGGCAUCCAUUCAGCAAAUAAUCUCUGCUAGUCGUCGUAAGUGCUCAGCUGUAGAAGAAAUUAACUGCAGAGCUGUCCUUUACCCAACUCUUAGCAUGUCACAGCUGGGGCAAGAUGUGAUUUGCAACAAAGAUGUGGGUCUCUUAUGUAAAAACAAUCAACAAGGACCUCAGCAGGAGUGUUUUGAUUAUGAGAUGCAAAUAAAAUGCUGUGAGUGUCAAGGACCUACAUCUCCUUCUACCACAACUACAACAACCACAACCCAGACACCUACAGCUACUACAACCACAGCACCUACUACCACAACUGGAACAACAACUACAUCUCAGCCACCUACAAGUAAAACCACAACAUCUGUCACCACAACUGAAAUAACAGCUACAACUCCGUCAACUACACCCGUCACUUGUCCUGAGGGACAUGAAAUGAUAUGUAGUUGGUCACAAUGGCUCAGUGUGGGAGCGCCUACACCCGGCCCUAAUGGUGGAGAGGAGGCAUCCAUUCAGCAAAUAAUCUCUGCUAGUCGUCGUAAGUGCUCAGCUGUAGAAGAAAUUAACUGCAGAGCUGUCCUUUACCCAACUCUUAGCAUGUCACAGCUGGGGCAAGAUGUGAUUUGCAACAAAGAUUUGGGUCUCUUAUGUAAAAACAAUCAACAAGGACCUCAGCAGGAGUGUUUUGAUUAUGAGAUGCAAAUCAAAUGCUGUGAGUGCCAAGGACCUACAUCUCCUUCUACCACAACUACAACAACCACAACCCAGACACCUACAGCUACUACAACCACAGCACCUACUACCACAACUGGAACAACAACUACAUCUCAGCCACCUACAAGUAAGACCACAACAUCUGUCACCACAACUGAAAUAACAGCUACAACUCCGUCAACUACACCCGUCACUUGUCCUGAGGGACAUGAAAUGAUAUGUAGUUGGUCACAAUGGCUCAGUGUGGGAGCGCCUACACCCGGCCCUAAUGGUGGAGAGGAGGCAUCCAUUCAGCAAAUAAUCUCUGCUAGUCGUCGUAAGUGCUCAGCUGUAGAAGAAAUUAACUGCAGAGCUGUCCUUUACCCAACUCUUAGCAUGUCACAGCUGGGGCAAGAUGUGAUUUGCAACAAAGAUUUGGGUCUCUUAUGUAAAAACAAUCAACAAGGACCUCAGCAGGAGUGUUUUGAUUAUGAGAUGCAAAUCAAAUGCUGUGAGUGCCAAGGACCUACAUCUCCUUCUACCACAACUACAAACCACAAACCCAGACACCUACAGCUACUAACAACACAGCACCUACUACCACAACUGGAACAACAACUACAUCUCAGCCACCUACAAGUAAAACCACAACAUCUGACCUACAUCUCCUUCUACCACAACUACAACAACGUCAACCCAGACACCUACAGCUACUACAACCACAGCACCUACUACCACAACUGGAACAACAACUACAUCUCAGCCACCUACAAGACCUACAUCUCCUUCUACCACAACUACAACAACCACAACCCAGACACCUACAGCUACUACAACCACAGCACCUACCACCACAACUGGAACAACAACUACAUCUCAGCCACCUACAAGACCUACAUCUCCUUCUACCACAACUACAACAACGUCAACCCAGACACCUACAGCUACUACAACCACAGCACCUACUACCACAACUGGAACAACAACUACAUCUCAGCCACCUACAAGACCUACAUCUCCUUCUACCACAACUACAACAAGGUCAACCCAGACACCUACAGCUACUACAACCACAGCACCUACUACCACAACUGGAACAACAACUACAUCUCAGCCACCUACAAGACCUACAUCACCUUCUACCACAACUACAACAACGUCAACCCAGACACCUACAGCUACUACAACCACAGCACCUACUACCACAACUGGAACAACAACUACACCUCUGCCACCUACAAGACCUACAUCUCCUUCUACCACAACUACAACCACGUCAACCCAGACACCUACAGCUACUACAACCACAGCACCUACUACCACAACUGGAACAACAACUACAUCUCAGCCCCCUACAAGACCUACAUCUCCUUCUACCACAACUACAACAACGUCAACCCAGACACCUACAGCUACUACAACCACAGCACCUACUACCACAACUGGAACAACAACUACAUCUCAGCCACCUACAAGACCUACAUCUCCUUCUACCACAACUACACAACAAGGUCAACCCAGACACCUACAGCUACUACAACCACAGCACCUACUACCACAACUGGAACAACAACUACAUCUCAGCCACCUACAAGUAAAACCACAACAUCUGUCACCACAACUGAAAUAACAGCUACAACUCCGUCAACUACACCCGUCACUUGUCCUGAGGGACAUGAAAUGAUAUGUAGUUGGUCACAAUGGCUCAGUGUGGGAGCGCCUACACCCGGCCCUAAUGGUGGAGAGGAGGCAUCCAUUCAGCAAAUAAUCUCUGCUAGUCGUCGUAAGUGCUCAGCUGUAGAAGAAAUUAACUGCAGAGCUGUCCUUUACCCAACUCUUAGCAUGUCACAGCUAGGGCAAGAUGUGAUUUGCAACAAAGAUGUGGGUCUCUUAUGUAAAAACAAUCAACAAGGACCUCAGCAGGAGUGUUUUGAUUAUGAGAUGCAAAUCAAAUGCUGUGAGUGUCAAGGACCUACAUCUCCUUCUACCACAACUACAACAACGUCAACCCAGACACCUACAGCUACUACAACCACAGCACCUACUACCACAACUGGAACAACAACUACAUCUCAGCCACCUACAAGUAAAACCACAACAUCUGUCACCACAACUGAAAUAACAGCUACAACUCCGUCAACUACACCCGUCACUUGUCCUGAGGGACAUGAAAUGAUAUGUAGUUGGUCACAAUGGCUCAGUAUGGGAGCGCCUACACCCGGCCCUAAUGGUGGAGAGGAGGCAUCCAUUCAGCAAAUAAUCUCUGCUAGUCGUCGUAAAUGCUCAGCUGUAGAAGAAAUUAACUGCAGAGCUGUCCUUUACCCAACUCUUAGCAUGUCACAGCUAGGACAAGAUGUGAUUUGCAACAAAGAUGUGGGUCUCUUAUGUAAAAACAAUCAACAAGGACCUCAGCAGGAGUGUUUUGAUUAUGAGAUGCAAAUCAAAUGCUGUGAGUGUCAAGGACCUACAUCUCCUUCUACCACAACUACAACAAGGUCAACCCAGACACCUACAGCUACUACAACCACAGCACCUACUACCACAACUGGAACAACAACUACAUCUCUGCCACCUACAAGUAAAACAACUGAAUUUACAACUACAGUUCCGUCAACUACACCCGUCACUUGUCCUGAGGGACAUGAAAUGAUAUGUAGUUGGUCACAAUGGCUCAGUGUGGGAGCGCCUACACCCGGCCCUAAUGGUGGAGAGGAGGCAUCCAUUCAGCAAAUAAUCUCUGCUAGUCGUCGUAAAUGCUCAGCUGUAGAAGAAAUUAACUGCAGAGCUGUCCUUUACCCAACUCUUAGCAUGUCACAGCUAGGACAAGAUGUGAUUUGCAACAAAGAUGUGGGUCUCUUAUGUAAAAACAAUCAACAAGGACCUCAGCAGGAGUGUUUUGAUUAUGAGAUGCAAAUCAAAUGCUGUGAGUGUCAAGGACCUACAUCUCCUUCUACCACAACUACAACAAGGUCAACCCAGACACCUACAGCUACUACAACCACAGCACCUACUACCACAACUGGAACAACAACUACAUCUCUGCCACCUACAAGUAAAACAACUGAAUUUACAACUACAGUUCCGUCAACUACACCCGUCACUUGUCCUGAGGGACAUGAAAUGAUAUGUAGUUGGUCACAAUGGCUCAGUGUGGGACCGCCUACACCAGGCCCUAAUGGUGGAGAGGAGGCAUCCAUUCAGCAAAUAAUCUCUGCUAGUCGUCGUAAGUGCUCAGCUGUAGAAGAAAUUAACUGCAGAGCUGUCCUUUACCCAACUCUUAGCAUGUCACAGCUAGGGCAAGAUGUGAUUUGCAACAAAGAUGUGGGUCUCUUAUGUAAAAACAAUCAACAAGGACUUCAGCAGGAGUGUUUUGAUUAUGAGAUGCAAAUCAAAUGCUGUGAGUGUCAAGGACCUACAUCUCCUUCUACCACAACUACAACAACGUCAACCCAGACACCUACAGCUACUACAACCACAGCACCUACUACCACAACUGGAACAACAACUACAUCUCAGCACCUAAGUAAAACCACAACAUCUGUCACCACAACUGAAAUAACAGCUACAACUCCGUCAACUACACCCGUCACUUGUCCUGAGGGACAUGAAAUGAUAUGUAGUUGGUCACAAUGGCUCAGUGUGGGAGCGCCUACACCAGGCCCUAAUGGUGGAGAGGAGGCAUCCAUUCAGCAAAUAAUCUCUGCUAGUCGUCGUAAGUGCUCAGCUGUAGAAGAAAUUAACUGCAGAGCUGUCCUUUACCCAACUCUUAGCAUGUCACAGCUAGGACAAGAUGUGAUUUGCAACAAAGAUGUGGGUCUCUUAUGUAAAAACAAUCAACAAGGACCUCAGCAGGAGUGUUUUGAUUACGAGAUGCAAAUCAAAUGCUGUGAGUGUCAAGGACCUACAUCUCCUUCUACCACAACUACAACAAGGUCAACCCAGACACCUACAGCUACUACAACCACAGCACCUACUACCACAACUGGAACAACAACUACACCUCUGCCACCUACAAGUAAAAGCACAACAUCUGCUACCACAACUGAAUUUACAACUACAGUUCCGUUAACUACACCUGUCACUUGUCCUGAGGGACAUGAAAUGAUAUGUAAUUGGUCACAAUGGCUCAGUGUGGGAGCGCCUACACCCGGCCCUAAUGGUGGAGAGGAGGCAUCCAUUCAGCGAAUAAUCUCUGCUAGUCGUCGUAAGUGCUCAGCUGUAGAAGAAAUUAACUGCAGAGCUGUCCUUUAUCCAACUCUUAGCAUGUCACAGCUAGGGCAAGAUGUGAUUUGCAACAAAGAUGUGGGUCUCUUAUGUAAAAACAAUCAACAAGGACCUCAGCAGGAGUGUUUUGAUUAUGAGAUGCAAAUCAAAUGUUGUGAGUGUCAAGGACCUACAUCUCCUUCUACCACAACUACAACAACGUCAACCCAGACACCUACAGCUACUACAACCACAGCACCUACUACCACAACUGGAACAACAACUACAUCUCAGCCCCCUACAAGUAAAACCACAACAUCUGUCACCACAACUGAAAUAACAGCUACAACUCCGUCAACUACACCCGUCACUUGUCCUGAGGGACAUGAAAUGAUAUGUAGUUGGUCACAAUGGCUCAGUGUGGGAGCGCCUACACCCGGCCCUAAUGGUGGAGAGGAGGCAUCCAUUCAGCAAAUAAUCUCUGCUAGUCGUCGUAAGUGCUCAGCUGUAGAAGAAAUUAACUGCAGAGCUGUCCUUUAUCCAACUCUUAGCAUGUCACAGCUAGGACAAGAUGUGAUUUGCAACAAAGAUGUGGGUCUCUUAUGUAAAAACAAUCAACAAGGACCUCAGCAGGAGUGUUUUGAUUAUGAGAUUCAAAUCAAAUGCUGUGAGUGUCAAGGACCUACAUCUCCUUCUACCACAACUACAACAAGGUCAACCCAGACACCUACAGCUACUACAACCACAGCACCUACUACCACAACUGGAACAACAACUACAUCUCUGCCACCUACAAGUAAAACAACUGAAUUUACAACUACAGUUCCGUCAACUACACCCGUCACUUGUCCUGAGGGACAUGAAAUGAUAUGUAGUUGGUCACAAUGGCUCAGUGUGGGAGCGCCUACACCAGGCCCUAAUGGUGGAGAGGAGGCAUCCAUUCAGCAAAUAAUCUCUGCUAGUCGUCGUAAGUGCUCAGCUGUAGAAGAAAUUAACUGCAGAGCUGUCCUUUACCCAACUCUUAGCAUGUCACAGCUAGGGCAAAAUGUGAUUUGCAACAAAGAUGUGGGUCUCUUAUGUAAAAACAAUCAACAAGGACCUCAGCAGGAGUGUUUUGAUUAUGAGAUGCAAAUCAAAUGCUGUGAGUGUCAAGGACCUACAUCUCCUUCUACCACAACUACAACAACCACAACCCAGACACCUAUAACUGGAACAACCACAGCACCUACUACCACAACUGGAACAACAACUACAUCUCUGCCACCUACAAGUACAACCACAACAUCUUUUACCACAUCUCAAUUUUCAACCAUAAUUCCGACAACUCCAUCUGUCACCACAACUGAAGUAACAGCUACAACUCCGACAACUCCAUCUGUCACUUGUCCUGAGGAACAUGAAAUGAUAUGUAGUUGGUCACAAUGGCUCAGUGUGGGAACGCCUACACCCGGCCCUAAUGGUGGAGAGGAGGCAUCCAUUCAGCAAAUAAUCUCUGCUAGUCAUCGUAAGUGCUCAGCUUUAGAAGAAAUUAACUGCAGAGCUGUCCUUUAUCCAACUCUUAGCAUGUCACAGCUAGGGCAAGAUGUGACUUGCAACAAAGAUGUGGGUCUCUUAUGUAAAAACAAUCAACAAGGACCUCAGCAGGAGUGUUUUGAUUAUGAGAUGCAAAUCAAAUGCUGUGAGUGUCAAGGACCUACAUCUCCUUCUACCACAACUACAACAAGGUCAACCCAGACACCUACAGCUACUACAACCACAGCACCUACUACCACAACUGGAACAACAACUACAUCUCUGCCACCUACAAGUAAAACAACUGAAUUUACAACUACAGUUCCGUCAACUACACCCGUCACUUGUCCUGAGGGACAUGAAAUGAUAUGUAGUUGGUCACAAUGGCUCAGUGUGGGAGCGUCUACACCCGGCCCUAAUGGUGGAGAGGAGGCAUCCAUUCAGCAAAUAAUCUCUGCUAGUCGUCGUAAGUGCUCAGCUGUAGAAGAAAUUAACUGCAGAGCUGUCCUUUACCCAACUCUUAGCAUGUCACAGCUAGGGCAAAAUGUGAUUUGCAACAAAGAUGUGGGUCUCUUAUGUAAAAACAAUCAACAAGGACCUCAGCAGGAGUGUUUUGAUUAUGAGAUGCAAAUCAAAUGCUGUGAGUGUCAAGGACCUACAUCUCCUUCUACCACAACUACAACAACCACAACCCAGACACCUAUAACUGGAACAACCACAACAUCUACUGUACAAACUGGCCACGUACCAGUAGAAACAUCAGCAACAUCUUCGCCUAUUUCUACGUCCCCAUGCACUUGUCAACAUAAUGGUGCACAGUUCAAUCCUGGAUCCACUGUCUACAAUGUGACAGACAGUGCUGGCUAUUGUUACACAGGCUACUGCAAUGAGACUUGUCAUGUAGUGAUAAAAUUCUACGAAUGUGAACCUGUCGACUGUGUCAAUGUAAAUCCUCCAAGAAAGGAUGGGGAAAUCUGGAAGGAAAGUAAUUGUCGUACAGGAAAAUGUGAAAAGGGCAAAGUGAAAUAUAAUGACAAAAUAUGUCCAACUAAGAAACCUAUAGUGUGUGCAAACAACUUCCCUGCUGUUGAAGUGAUGGAUGAUGAUGGAUGCUGCUCCCACUAUGAGUGCCAAUGUAUCUGCUAUGGUUGGGGAGACCCACAUUAUGUGACCUUCGAUGGAACCUACUAUAGUUUCCAAGGCAACUGUUCCUACUGGCUGAUGAAAGAGAUUUUGCCCAAAUACAACUUCAGCGUUAUGAUCGAUAACGACUACUGUGAGGCGCAUGACAGCCUGUCCUGUCCUCAGUCCAUCACCGUCUUCUACCAAGACUACAAAAUCUUCAUAACGCAGUCGGAUGUCAAUGGCGUUUUCACAAACCAUAUUUCUGUGAACGACAAGCCUGUAAGUCCUGCAUAUCAGAAUGGUGACAUCCGUUUAACUACCACCGGUAUUGGUACGGUGCUCGUCAUCCCCGAAAUUCAUGCCAAGGUCACAUUCUCAGGGCUCAUCUUUAGUAUCUACCUGCCCUACAGUGAAUUUGCAGGCAAUACAGUGGGGCAAUGUGGUACAUGUGACAACUACCAAGCAGAUGACUGCAUGUUGCCCACUGGUAAAAUUGAUCCUUCAUGUCCCAAUAUGGCACAUGAGUGGCAUACUAAUGACAGCUACUGCCCCCAACCUCAGCCUGAGCCAACACCAUCACCUACGCCUGCAGUCUGCAAUACAACCAUCUGUGAUAUCAUCAAGAGCAGUGUGUUUGAAGCUUGCCACAAACUCAUUGACUACACCUCAUUUGUUAAGGCAUGUGAGUAUGAUGUUUGCCACAUGCAUCUUUAUCACAUUGGCUGCACCAGCAUACAAACCUAUGCUGAUGUCUGUGCGGAGGCUGGACUGUGUAUUGACUGGAGAAGUGCCACCAAAGGAAUCUGUGAAUAUAAGUGUCAAAGCCCGAAAGUGUAUCAGGCCUGUGUCCCUCUUGUAGAGCCAACCUGCGAUUCCUGGUACAACGAGAAAUUCAUCUAUAGUGUUGAUCAGUUUAGUCCUAUGAUGAAUGUUAAGCUGGAGGGUUGCACCUGCCCAAACAACACAUUCCUUCUCUCUUCCACCUCAAAUGAAUGUGUUCCCACCUGUGAAAUCUGUCGUCUGCCCAAUGGAAAAUGGACAAAGGCCAAUGCGACAUGGACAGAAGGCUGUAAUGAGUGUAUAUGUGAAGAGGACACACUGCAGGUCUCCUGCCGUCCGGUUUCCUGUCCAACACAGCCACCACUCGGCUGUGACCAAGAAGGCAUGGUUAAAGUUAAUGAAACUGUGGGCUGCUGUCAAAAGGAGACGUGUGUGUGUGAUGUGAAGCAGUGUUCCCCUGUGCCACUUUGUGCUGUUGGCUUUACUCUCGAGACCACGAUGGGGGUCUGUUGUCCCAAAUAUGUAUGCGUGCCUAAAAGCCGUGUGUGUGUUUUUAACGGCCAAGAAUAUCGGGUUGGAGAUCAGGUACCGAUGAAACCAUGUGAGAAGUGCAUUUGUAGUGACCAGAUAGAUGUCGCCAACCAUCUUCACACAAUACAGUGCCAGCCUAUACCAUGUGACACGCACUGUCCUCUGGGUUUCGAGUACCAGAUCGUCUCUGGCCAGUGCUGUGGAAGAUGCAUCCAAACAAGCUGCAUUGUCACACUGCCAGACAAUACCACACAUACAUUAAAGGCUGGCAACAUUUGGACUCCUACUGGGUCCCCCUGUGUGAGGUACGAGUGUGUGCAAAUUGCCAAUCAGUUCAUCACCAUCGAGGCCAAGAUCAUCUGCCCACCCUACGACCCUACUAAUUGCAUACCGGGAACGGAGAUCAUAGCUCCAGACGGAUGCUGCCAUACCUGUAUUCAAAAGAAUCACUCAUGCAGUGUGUCCACAACUAGCGUCCAUCUGGAAAGCCAAGGCUGCCGCACCAAUGAACUGGUCAACAUUACAUCUUGCGCUGGGGCAUGCGGGACAUUCACCUUUUACUCCACCAAAAUGAAAGCUUUGGAGCACACCUGCUCCUGCUGCCGGGAGAUGACCACAUCUGAGAGGAAGGUCCAGCUCUCCUGUCCUGACAACACGGAGGUCACCCACACCUACACCUACAUUGAAUCCUGUGGAUGCCUCAAUACGGCGUGCGAAGCACGUGGGCUGCCCAGUACCUUGAAUGGCAGGUCACGUCGCCGAAGGAGAUAGGCAAAAAUCGAUGAGCAGAGAAAAGGCUACGUCUACCAUGCAUGAAGUUUUAGGACAUAACAGUCACAACUGAAUCAUUGUCACCUUCAUUUGCAUUCAUAAUUCCUCUAUUUAUGUCUAAUGUAUUAGUGUACCUAGUUUUAGCUUGAUGAUAUUGUAAUAAAGAUCAUAUUUUAGCUGCAA
Mugil cephalus (flathead mullet) is the source of this 17709-nucleotide messenger RNA. Its product is annotated as mucin-5AC-like. The record is from RefSeq and is a predicted model, not a curated record. Gene Ontology annotation, cellular component: extracellular matrix. Gene Ontology annotation, molecular function: protein binding. Lineage: Eukaryota; Metazoa; Chordata; Actinopteri; Mugiliformes; Mugilidae.